Molecule: messenger RNA, 2576 nt
Organism: Sander lucioperca (pikeperch)
Lineage: Eukaryota; Metazoa; Chordata; Actinopteri; Perciformes; Percidae
Product: zinc finger protein 664-like
Exons: 8
Coding region: 113-1609 (498 amino acids)
Cellular component (GO): nucleus
Source: RefSeq, a predicted model, not a curated record
CUUUGUCCCGGAAGUGGCCAGCUGCUGCUGCCGCCGCUGCAGAAGAAGAAGUUGCUGCUGUUCGCUCAACAGUCAACUUUAAAAAACGGACCCGGUUAACGGACCCGGCGGGAUGGACACGGACACGGCUUCCCCGGACGCCACUGCGGACGUAAAGGUCAAAACGGAGCCGGACGAGGACGUGGAAAUCCGCUGGUAUCCCGUCCUCAAGAAGCUGUCCGUCAAACUCACCGACUGCCGGCCGCUGCUGGAGGGGCGGGACUUCCUGUCUCUGGACGCCCACCCCCAGCUCCGGCGUCGGCCACGGCGCCCGUCCACCAUCACAGGCAGGAAGAUGGUGUACUGCCCCGACUGCCACAAAGGUUUCUACAAGCAGUCGCACCUGGAGGCCCACCAGCGGACGCACGGCGGGCAGAAGGCCAACGAGUGCUGGCGCUGCGGGAAGACGUACCCAACGCUGCUGAGCCUGGUGCUGCACCAGCAGGUCCACGACCGCGCACGGCCCUACAAGUGCUCGCACUGCGAGCAGACCUUCGCCCUGAAGCGCGACUGGAAGACGCAUCACCGCACGCACUCGGGCACCAAGGCCUUCAAGUGCUGGUUCUGUGGCGACGGCUUCAGCACGCAGCGCGAGCUCAGCCAGCACCUGGAGACGCACAGCGGCGAGAAGUGCUACCGCUGCGACGUCUGCGGCAAGAUGUUCGUGUCCUACCAGGGCUUCAACUUCCACCGCCGCGCACACAAAGGCAGCCAGCUGCUGCCCUGCAACAAGUGUGACAAGUCCUUCAGCAACCCACAGAGCCUCAAGCUGCACCAGGUGACUCACUCCAACAGGAAGCCGUAUAAAUGUCCGACGUGCGGUAAAGGCUUCAAGCUGCAGGGCGGGCUGCGCUGCCACCAGCGGACGCACGGCGACGCCAAGGACUACCACUGCCCCGAGUGUGGCAAGAGCUUCUCCAGCCUGCAGAACCUCAAGCUGCACAACCGCACACACACCGGACUCAAACCAUACCAGUGCUCUGAGUGUGGCAAGAGGUUCACCCAGUCACCGCACCUGAAGGCCCACAUGGUGACACACACCGGGGAGCGCCCGUUCACCUGCACCACCUGUGGGAAGAGAUUCACCCAGUCAUCACACCUCAGGUCCCACAUCACGCUGUUCCACGUGGGCGAGAAGCCGUUCAGCUGUGGCGACUGCGGGAAGAGUUUCACCAUCGCUCACUACCUGAAGAUGCACCGGCUGAGCCACACCAAGGAGAAGCUGUACCAGUGCUCGUACUGCGACAAGUCCUUCUCCUACCACAACUCCUGGAGGGCCCACGAGAGGAUCCACACUGGGGAACGCCCCUUCACCUGCCAGGAGUGUGGGCGGAGCUUCACCACGUCCGGCUCCCUGCUGAGUCACCAGCGGUCCAAACACACGGGAGAGAAACCUCACUACUGCUUCACCUGCGGCCAGUUCUUCUUCACCAGCUCGCUGCUGCGCGUGCACCAGCUGGACCACAGCGGCGAGCGCCCGCACGCCUGCGGCUGCGGAAAGACCUUCAAAACCCGCGGAGUGCUGCGGCUGCACCUCAAGAGGUUCCUGACCCACCGGCCCGCACAGUGAACGCACCACCGGUCCCACACAGUGAACGCACCACCGGUCCCACACAGUGAACGCACCACCGGUCCCACACAGUGAACGCACCACCGGUCCCACACAGUGAACGCACCACCGGUCCCACACAGUGAACGCACCACCGGUCCCACACAGUGAACGCACCACCGGCCCCACAGUGAACGCAACUGUUGAUUGAUUAUUUUGAGAAAAUAGGGGAAUGUUUUUCCCAUAUUCCCACUUUUUCGCAGAGAAAAAAGAAACAGCAGAACUUGUUUUGAACUUUUCUUCAGAAUCACAGAAAUCCAGUCACCUGGACAUUCAUUCAGAUGGAGGAGAGAGGAGGGGAGGAGGAGAGAAGAGAGAGGAGAGAGGAGAAGAAGGAGAGGAGAGGAGAGAGGAGAGAAGAGAGAAGAGAGAAGAGAAGAGAGAGAGAGACGAGAGGAGGAGAGGAGAGAGGAGAGGAGAGGAGGAGAGAGGAGAGGAGAGAGAGGAGUCUGUGUGUUUUGGGUUUUUUAACCAGCUUUUCCUCCUCCUUACCCCUGGAGAGAUUCAGACUCUGGGCUGGAGAUACGAGCUUUCUGUGUUUUAAGCUGCUUCUAACUAACUUUGAGUUUUUCCUGAUACGAAGAAAGCUGCUACAGAUACUACAGAUACUACAGAUAUUCAUGUAUUACUCACUUACGUUCAUUUUUUCAGUCAACCAACCUUUCUGUUUGUCCGUACAGAAAAUGAAAUGAUGUAUUUUAUAUAAAAGAGGAAGAUGUGACAUUAAGAAAAAACACUCCAGAGAGGGUGUGUGUGUGUGUGUGUGUGUGUGUGUGUGUGUGUGUGUGUGUGUGUGUGUGUGUGUGUGUGUGUGUGUGUGUGGACCAAUUUCAGUUUGUAACCAUGGUAGUGAGGACUUUUCUACAUUCACUCCUUCACAUCUGUUGAGCUCUGUAUCCAUUAAAGCUGAAACUACCGAUUACUGUCA